AUGGCUACGGCCGCAGUACUCUGCCUGCUUAGUGUACCAGCAGCUCUGGCAGCACCGGUUUACAAUGCCCAAGAUCUGGUCGUUGACUUGGGUUAUGGUAUUUACCAGGGCGCUCAUAACGAGACUACGGGGCUCAAUGCCUGGAAAGGCAUUCGUUACGCUGCAGCUCCAAUUGGCGAUCUCCGCUGGCGAGCUCCAUCAGUACCAGCUGUGUCCCGAGCAGUAGUGAAUGCUACCACUUAUGGUACACGCUGUCCUCAAGCUGGGCCUUUUAAUCUCUUUGGCCAAUUAGAUUCACCAUCUGGCGACGAGGACUGUCUUUUCCUAAAUGUAUGGGCUCCGGCCGUCGAGGAAGGUAAGAACCUUCCAGUGCUCGUCUGGAUUCACGGUGGUGGAUACGGUGGCGGCAGCGGAGACCUAGAUAUGAGUCACAUCGUCACCGCAAACGAUAACAGCUUUGUCGCCGUUACAUUACAAUACAGACUCGGUGCGUUUGGCUUCCUUUCUUCGGCUGAGGUUGAAAAGAACGGUGUCGUGAAUGCCGGUAUACUUGAUUUGGCGUUCGCCCUGCAAUGGGUGCAAGACCACAUCAGCCGGUUUGGAGGCGAUGUCUCCAGAGUCACCAUAACAGGUGAGAGUGCUGGAGCUGGAGCAACAAUGCUCUUGGGCACUGCAAAGAAUGGCACUCUAGGGUCAUCACUGUUCAGAGGCAUCAUAUCUGCUUCACCCUACCUGCCACCUCAGUACGAUUUUGACGCUCCUAUUCCAACAGAGAGAUAUGAAAGCUUUGCUUCCCACGCUGGAUGUGGUAACUCGACCGACACGCUCGCUUGCCUGCGCAGCAAAGACACCGUCACACUGCAAUCUGCAAACAUCGACGUGAAUGCUGCCAAUUUCUACGGUACCUGGGCGUUUCUUCCUGUCACAGAGCCAGAGACUGGCUUCGUCACCACCCUCCCCAGCGAAUCGUUAUUCGCCAAACGCGUGAAUGGCGAGCACCUCCUCGUCGGUAACAACGCCAACGAGGGUCCUCUUUUCGUCCCCCCCAUCAAUAGCACUGACUCUUUACGAACCUGGCUCCAGGGCGCAUACCCAUACCUGGAGUCUACUGAUAUCGACGCCAUUCUCGCUGUUUACCCAGAAUCUAACGUCACGGACACUGCCCUCUACGCAACCACUGGCCUUGGCCCUGUCACAGCGCUAGACGUCAGUCAGUACGGCGCCGGCGUCCAGCAACGCGCCUACAACCUCUACGCCGAGGCGACCUUCGUCUGCCCCGCGUACUGGAUGAAUUCGGCCUACACACGCAACAACCGCACCUCCCACCACUAUCAGUACUCGGUGCCCGCGGCGCUGCACGGCGACGACCCCAACGCCUACUUUGGCCCCGCCCAGCCCAACCAGCCCGAUAUAUUCACCACCGUCUUCAGGCAGAUCUGGGGCGGCUUUGUGCGAGCCGCGAAGCCCGCAACUGCGCAGGGCAUCAGCAAUCUCACCUGGCCUGCGUGGGCCGACGAUGGCGAGAGCCGCAUGAUCAAUCUGAACACCACCGGUGGAGUGCCGUACCAGAGCCCUCAGAUGAACGGCGUGAACGUCACCGAGUUCAUGAUGCCCGGUAUCCAGAACGACUUCAGCGUUGUCGAUGCGUUGUCGUGGGAGGGUGGCCGCGGUGCCAGGUGCGACUUCUGGAAGACACUUGCGAGCAAGAUGUCUGUGUAA
Molecule: messenger RNA, 1719 nt
Organism: Boeremia exigua
Lineage: Eukaryota; Fungi; Ascomycota; Dothideomycetes; Pleosporales; Didymellaceae
Product: Alpha/Beta hydrolase protein
Exons: 4
Coding region: 1-1719 (572 amino acids)
Source: RefSeq, a predicted model, not a curated record